AUGAAGACCGUCGCUACCAUCGCCGCCUUGGCUGCCAUGGCCAACGCCCACGCCACUUUCCAACAGAUCUGGAAUAAUGGAAAGGAUCUCGAGAGCACCUGCGCCAGGCUGCCUUCCACCAACAGCCCCAUCGAGGACUACACCAGCAACGCUCUUCAGUGCAACGUCAGCCCUGCUGCCGCAAAGGGAAAGUGUGCGUUUGCAGCUGGUGACACAGUUACCAUUGAAAUGCACCAGCAGUUCAACAGCCGUGACUGCAAGACCGAGGGUAUUGGUGGUGCUCAUUGGGGACCCGUCCUUGCAUACCUGUCCAAAGUUGACGACGCCGCCACUGCCGAUGGCUCAAGCGAGUUCUUCAAGAUCUACGAGAACACCUGGGCCAAGAACCCAGCCGCGUCUCAGGGAGACAACGACUUCUGGGGUACCAAGGACCUCAACUACAACUGCGGAAAGCUCAGCUUCACCAUCCCCAAGGAGCUCGCCGCUGGUGACUACCUCCUCCGUGCUGAGGCUAUUGCGCUUCACGCCGCUAGCCCUGCUGGUGGUGCUCAGCACUACGUCACUUGCUACCAGCUUACUGUUACUGGUAGCGGUACUCUUGUGCCCAAGGGUGUCACAUUCCCUGAGGCCUACAGCAAGACUGGCCCGGGUCUUGGCUUCUCUAUCCACGCCGACCUCGACUCUUACCCCGCCCCUGGUCCUAAGCUAAUUGCUGGCGGCACCAAGGCCACUCCCUCGCUCCUGACCUUUGGCACCCUCUCUGGUGCUCCUGCUGCCGGUGCUCCUGCUGAUGACGAGGCUCCUGUCGCCUCCGCUUCGUCUGCUGCCGUUUCCACUCCUGCUGCCGCUUCCACUCCCGCUGCCACCCCUAGCAGCCCCGAAUACUACCAGUGUGGUGGCAUGAACUAUAAGGGUGCUACUGGAUGUGCUGAAGGCCUUGAGUGCAAGCAGUGGAACCCAUACUACUUCCAGUGCGUCAAGUCUGGAUCCAACAACGGUUCUCAGCCUCCCCCAUCCAACAACGCUCCAUCCACUGGUGCUCCCUCCAACAACGCUCCAUCCACUGGUGCUCCCUCCAACAACGCUCCUUCCACUGGCGCUCCCUCCGACAAUGCCCCAGCCCCCAAGCCUGAGCCCACCAAUGUCACCCCCGAAGCCACUCCUUCCGCCGCCCCCUCCGCCCCCGCUGCCGGCGCUGGCGAGAAGAAGUACACCCUCGAGACCUUCAUUGCCUUCCUUCAGGAGGAGGCCGGCGCCGAGAAGGCGGCCAAGAUCCGCCGCAUGAUUGAGGCUCUACUCUAA
Messenger RNA from Bipolaris maydis ATCC 48331, 1302 nucleotides. Lineage: Eukaryota; Fungi; Ascomycota; Dothideomycetes; Pleosporales; Pleosporaceae. The record is from RefSeq and is a predicted model, not a curated record.